Durusdinium trenchii is the source of this 2606-nucleotide messenger RNA. Lineage: Eukaryota; Dinophyceae; Suessiales; Symbiodiniaceae. The record is from the annotation of a GenBank genome assembly.
GGCCUCUCAAGCCAGUUCCAUCAUUUCACAUGGCCAGCAGUGGCGCAGCGCUGCCACUUGCAGGACUUGCGGGGUUACCCAUCAGCCCCAGUGCCCUGUCAGGCCGCCGCCAGCUGCCACGACUGCACUUGCCAUGCUCUGCACAAGCGCAGGAGGCGCCACAACAGCCGCAAGCUGUCACUGCAAGUCCAAGCACAUUGGAGGAGCAGGUAUCGAGCCUCCCAAGCUUUCAGGAUGCAUACAAGCUAGGCGAGUUCUUGGGCUCUGGCAGCAUGUCAGUUGUGCGAAGGUGCGUACGAAAGUUGGAUGGGCAGAUUUUCGCAGUGAAAUGUGUGACUGCAAUCGAUGAAGAAGUAAGACAAUUUAGCCGGGACGAGUAUGAGCUUGUCCGGACUUUGCGGCAUCCAGCAAUCAUUACCUUCAGAGCCUGGUUUGAAGGUCCCGUAUCCGCCUGGAUUGUUAUGGACCUUUGCAGCGGCGGUUCAGUGGAAUCCUUUGUGCGACGUGAGGGUGCACUUCGAGAGCCGCAAGUGCAAGACCUUGGCUUUCAACUUAUUCGUGGGAUCGAUUAUUUGCACCACAAGAGAGUCGUGCACCGCGACUUGAAGCCUGCGAAUUUGCUUUUGAAUCGGCAGGUUUCUUCCACGGCGCCAUCUCCAGCUCAUAGGCCAUUGGAAGGAGAACUGCUGUGGCCCUGGCAGCUGAAGAUCACAGACUUCAACAGUGCCAAAAGAGUGGGAGCCUGCAAUGGAUUGCUUCUCACCGACCGUGGCACGCAGCUCUACAAUGCACCGGAACUCAGGUUCGGCCGACUUUGGAAUGAACGCAUUGACAUUUGGGCCAGUGGGUUAUGCCUCUACUUCAUGCUCCGAAAGACUGUGCCCUUUAACAUUGGUGAUCAGAAGGUCGCUGAUACACUGCUCUCAGGCAAGCUUCCUCACAUUGACUGGAGCAUGAUGUCUCCACUGGCUGGCAACUUGAUAAGGCAGUGCCUUUUCGUGGAUCCAUGUGACCGGCCAACGGCUAUGGAGCUGCGAUUGCACCUUUUCUUUGCGUCCAAGCGGAUGCCGGAAUCGAGGAAGGGGAGCAUAGAACAGUUCGAGGUUGCAGACCGCAGAGAAUCCAAGGAGUCUUUGGGCACCAGCACCUCAAGUUUCACGGCCAGUCGCCGGAUGUCCCUGGAGAGCAUUCCGGUGGAGCGUUCGGUAAUGGUCUCGUCUUGUGGGCUUAUCUUUGUGGGAGCUGCACGAGCAGGCGAGGUCCGCAACCGGGGCUCCGUCUGGCUGGAGGUUGAGGAGCAACUUCAACGAACCCGAGGUGGCAGCAAAGGCAUUGCAAGUCGUGCGCCAUUCCUGGGCGUGCGAAGCUUUCCUGUUUGCCCAUCUCAGCAUUGCCCAUCGCCUUACAGCUCUCAGCUGGCAGCGCAGCGCCAAUGCGAUGGCAGAAAAUCCUCGCGAGUGCGAAGCCACAGCAUGUACCUAAGUACACCAAAGGCAUGCGACGCAGUACCAAGGUCGCCGCAGCAAGCAGCAAAGAGUCACAGCCAGUGCUGGAAGGAGCCUAGAAGCUUCGAUGUCUUGCUGCGCAUGGCUAAUGAAAAGUUUCGGCAGAUGAACGAAUUGCUGGAUGAGGACAAAGACAUCGAGAUGCGGGAGGACGAAGAAAGAUCUGUGGGCCGGCCUCGGGCAUCUGACAAGGUCAGCUGCUUCUCGGUGAUGUAUGUGGCAUUCAGGUUUCUGUCACAGCUUUGCAGCUGGUUGGGUUCUCAGCAUGUUCAAGUUUUUCAGCAUGCCACAGCCCUUUUUGUUGCAAAUGCAAGGUCAAUGUACAUCAUGAUCUAAUUAUAUAUUCGGUUGUUUGCAAUUUGCUGCGGAGUUUGUUGUCGAUGUGAAUGAUGAAAUUAGGAAAGGGGAGGUCGGUCAUGCUGGCAAGACCUUGGGUUGUCGGCCUUUGUGUGCGUGUGUAUGCAAUGUUGUCGUACCGGGGAUGGUUGCACUUUCCUGAGAUAUUUUACAGCGAUUGCCAAAGGUUCUUUGUGUUGAUAAGAGGAUGCACACAAUUUCAAUCAAUUUCAUUUUCUCCCAAUUUUGGGUUGAAUGGUGUUGAAUAUCCUUCCGUGUGUUGAUUUUUAUUGUGUGUGCUUUAAUGUUUUAGCGCUUGCAAUAAGAUUCAAAACCACAGCUGUCAGGCCUGCGUUUAGGCGUGCCUGCCCACUUAUGCUCAGUUUGGGCAGAGAGAGUUUUUGUUAGUCAAGUGAGGGGGAUGCCCAUCGCUUCUGGUUGAGCAAAGUCAACCGUGUUUUGUUCGACCCGUUGUUUCCGCUUGUAAAGUACUUUGAGAAAAGUUGCUGGAAUAAGCCAAGAAAGACUCGCACGUGCACAUCUUGGGUCCCAGAGAGACCGGUUGAAGCUGUUGGUUUGAUGUCAUACUGCCCCAAGUAUAGUUUGAGUGUCCAAAGCAUGAAGGCAAGAAUAGUAUCAAAAUUUCAGGCUUUGAGACAAAUCAACGUGCACUCGGCUGCCAGGAAGGCGGAUGCACCAGUUCCCUGAGGGAAUAGGUGACAGCAUUUGCGCUGAGUGAAUAGGUUGAUGACCUAGCGUGGCAAG